UUCGUCGUUUUAGCUUUGUACUUCUUCCUGCGGCCUAUCAACUUUAGAGUGAUCCUCAGGCAACCAGUGCUUUCUUGUUAGUUGUUUUUCUCAGUGCUCCUGUUUCGCCAUUCGCUGAAGGAAGCGAAAGGCACGCACCAUCAAAACCCCGGUUUAGGCGUCGCAAUCCAACAGCCGCGAUGUUCAAAAGAUUCCGACGCGCGAAGUCCGACCGAGGGAGCGAACAAGAGAGCCUUCAGACAGAGUCAGCUUCCUCACAGCGACAUGGAUCAACAGACUCAUCGUUUUCCGUUUUGAACCAAAAGCUCUUUGCGAGACUUCAAGUCGGCAGGUCUAAAAGCGAAGGCUUUUCAUCCGACAAUGCUUCGCUUCCGAGCCGGGAAGCGCUGAACGCGGCAACUGAUUUGGGUCUUCACAUAAUUCACCAACCGGGACCCUCGGCACCCCUCGAUAUAAUAUUCGUUCACGGCCUAGGUGGUCAUAGUCGGAAGACGUGGUGCGAGGGCCACGAUGAGAACCUCUUCUGGCCAAGGCUUUGGCUACCUCUCGAGCCGGACGUUGGAAAGGCACGCAUAUUCACCUUCGGAUAUAACUCGUCCUUUCGGACCAACGCUGGGAAGAGCAUUUCAAAUAUUGCAGACUUUGCCAAGGAGCUGUUAUUUGAAAUGCGCUUCGCCAAAUCUACCUCAGGAGAAGACCUCCACAUCGGAAGGGUACCUAUCAUCUUCGUUGUACAUUCCAUGGGCGGCUUGGUGGUAAAGAAGGCUUGCCUACUAGGCAACAAGGACGAACAGUACCGACACAUUGUAAGCUCUGUAUCGGCUAUCGUUUUUCUGGCAACACCGCACCGAGGCUCAAAUCUGGCCGAGACGUUGAACCGAGUGCUUGCGGCCUCUUUUCAGUCGCGCAAAAAUUUCAUUGACGAUCUCAAGAAGAGCUCUCGAGCCGUCGGGGAGGUGAAUGAAGAAUUUCGGCACUUCUCUCCCCACAUGUCACUGUGGUCGUUCUAUGAAACAUUGGCCACUAAUAUUGGGCCAAAAAAACUCAUGAUUGUGGAUAAAGAUUCAUCGGUUCUCGGCUACCCCGAAGAAGUUUCGAGGCCACUGAAUGCGGACCACCACGAGGUAUGCAAAUACUCCGGCCCCAACGACGCAAAUUAUUUGAGUGUUCGAAACGCUCUGAAAACAUUAGCUACUCGUUUCAUUUUCAAGGGAGCUGAAGUUAUGAACAAUCAAGCAAACGAAGAAGAGCAAUUUUCCCGAAAACUAUUUCGCAUUCGCAACAGCCCACAGGAUGACUUUGAUGCCUUUCAUCGGUUGUGGAUGCAAGGGACCUGUAGCUGGUUUCUAUCCGAGCCUCAGGUUUCAUCCUGGCUGGAGCCCACCCCUGGAUCUCGGAUUUUAUGGUAUAAUGCACCUCCAGCCAGCGGAAAAUCCGUCUUAGCAUCUCACGUUAUCAAUCAUCUCCUACAAACAGGCGCGGCUUGCCAAUACCAUUUUUUCAGGUUCGAUAAUCAAGAGAAACGUUCACUUAGCGCCUUCGUCCGGUCGAUGGCCUAUCAGCUUGCCAGAGACACACCGGAACUGAGGCGGCUCCUUGUAGACUUGACAACGGAAGACCUUAGGUUGGAGUCAGCGGAGCCCAGUUUGCUCUGGCAGAGAGUCUUCCAGAACCUCUUAUUCCACAUGGAAACUCCACAACCAUUUUACUGGGUCAUCGAUGCGAUGGAUGAGUGCGAAUCCCCAAAAAGACUUGGAGAUUUGCUGCAGACUAUAUCGACCUCUCAUGUUGGCAUAAAGGUCUUAGUUUUGAGCCGCGAGUCCCACCAAUUACGUGUUGCCUUUCAACGUUUUCCUCAUGACAUGGAUGUGAACCUGAUGGAACUUUCCGAUCAAAGCCGGCAUUCUCGGGACAUUCAAAUGCUCGUUGACAGCGAGGUCAAGCAUAUGCGAGGAGAACAUGAGUUCAAAGAAAGGGUCGUCAAAAGGAUCAUGGAAAGAGCACACGGCAAUUUCCUCUGGGCUCGCCUAAUUCUGGAAGAUAUCGUCGAUUGCCACACACACGAAAGUAUCCAAGAGGCAUUGGAUCAGAUUCCAACCGACAUGGACAGACUGUACCACCGAAUGGAAGUUGCCAUAAUGAGAAGCCCCCGCCAAUCCGACGUGCGAUUGGCGAAGGUACUACUUCAAUGGACGAUUUGCUCGCGAAGGUCAUUGAGCCUUACCGAACUGUCCCAGGCGCUGACGGAAGACUUCCCUGGCAUCCUUGAUCUCAAACUUACUAUUCAAGAUAUCUGCGGGCAGUUCGUUCGCGUUGAGCCAAACGGCAAAGUUGUAAUGUUGCAUCAGACGGCGCGCGACUAUUUAAUACAGCCAAGGAACAGCGAGUUGGUCAUCAACCUAGAGCACUCGCACCAACAGCUUCUUACGAAGACUCUGUUGAUACUUCUUAGCCCCGAGCUAAGGUCCCGAAUACCACACACCGCGCAGACUCUCCAGGACAGAGAGCCCUUCACAGUAUAUGCCGCCACUUCAUGGUCAUUUCACUUGCAACAUAGUGAAUCAGAAUCCGAUACCAUUCUCGAUAUCCUUGGAAGUUUCUUUAAAAGCACUUCAGUACUGGUUUGGAUCCAUGUAUUGGCAUUGACUGGCCAAUUGGAGAUUCUUGUAAAGUCCUCAAAAACACUGAGCAAUUUUGUUGCCAAGAUCCGCAAAAGCAAUAAGGUUCGAAAUCCAAUGCUUCACAGGCUUUCGGAUCUUGACUUAUUGGACCAAUGGGCUGUAGAUCUGGUGAAGGUCGUGGGAAAGUUCAGCAAGCACUUGCUCACCGAUCCUUCGACUAUUUACAAGCUGGUACCCCCAUUCUGCCCGGAAAAUUCUGUCCUCCACCGGCAAUUCUAUCAGCCAGAACUGUCGGGUAUCUCACUUUCUGGCACUUUUGGAACAUACUGGAGCGAUAACUUAGCGAAGAUCUACCUUCCGGAUGGUGUUCAAGCCUGGAAUAUUGCAUCCGCAGGAAGGCAUAUCGCUAUUCUUGGACCUAUUGGCGUCAUAUUCAUCUGGAACUCACAAAACUUCACAGAAAUUGCCAUUUUGCGUCAUUCAGAGCAUGUUACAGCCAUGUGUUUCAACAGCAACGGGACGAAAUUGGCCACUUUCGGUCUUCGAUUUACGAAGCUUUGGUCGAUUCCUUCAGGCGAAUUGUUGGGAACAACGCCAAAUCCUACGGGGAGUAGGGCAAUGACCAUGAUUUUUGCAGAAUAUGACUCGGUGCUGGUAGCAGGGUCGAAUGAUAAGAUAAUACGACGACUUCAGCUAAGUGAUAUCGAGACGGGUUGGAGCAUCAUUGAAGCGAGCCUGGACAAGGACGGAGCAAAGAUCGAAGGAGCCCUCAUGAAUACCCCGGUAUGCAUGGCUUUGAAUGCAAAUGCCUCCCAGGUGGGCGUCUCAUACCGCGGAUUCCCAUUAUCAGUCUACAACCUCAAUGACACCCGGACUGUGCAAAGGUGUAGGCGCGCGACCAGCUUUCAGGGGAAAUCUAGCCAAGCUUCCGCCAGCUGGUUCGCUGUCGACCGUUUUACUUGGAACCCUGUCACCGGCCACAUUAUUGGCGUCUACAAAGACGGCUGCGUCUUCAAGUGGCACCCCCUUACCGACGAAAAUCUUGAGGUCCAAUCAGCCGCGGACGAGAUCUCCGUCAGUUCCAACGGGAAACUUUUCAUCACGAGUAGCAGUGAUGGUACUGUGAAGGUGUGGAAUUUUGCCUACUUUUCAGUCAUUUAUCAAAUUUUCUCGGAUGAUUUGGUCACCGGGUUGACCUUCAGCCCGGAUUGUAGACGCUUUUACGACAUGCGCGGGAAUUGCGUCAAUGCCUGGGAAUCCAACAGCCUGAUCCGCUUUGCCGAUGAUGAAGACGUGGUUAGUGAGACUUCCAGUGAGGCUCAAACGUCGACUUGCGUGUCCAAAGCGUCGGAGAUGUGGUUGUCCCAAUUUGAUGCCAUAUCUGCAUUGACGGUGGCACCAGACAGUGAUUUCUUCUGCUCUGGAAACGAAGAUGGAUCUGUUCGGCUGCACAGUAUCCGGAAUUCUGAGUAUGUUGAGAUCCUCAAAUUCCACAACUUCUUGAGUGUAUGCCAUGUGGAGUGGGGCCCGAAUUCACAAUACAUCGCUACAGCCGAUCUAAGCGGGCAGAUCAACAUCAUGAAUAUUCAAAUACCAAUGGGCAGCAUAGAUCCCAUCUCGAAGAUAACAACCCUGGCCCUACCAAGCCCUGGUGUUCAGCUCAGUGAGCAGAGUAUUCACCAAAUUCUCUUCAGCCACGACUCGACUCUUUUGUUGAUCAGCACUGGCGGCACCAGUCAAAUCUGUACAGUGGAAGACGGUAAGGUAGCAUCAUCUCGUGCUCUUCAAGACAGUUCUUCCAGGAAAUGGAUCAACCACCCAAUUAACGAUCAACUCUUCCUUGGCGUUGGUCCGGUCGAUAUACAAGUAUUUCGUUGGCGCGAUUUCGAUGUGCUGCCAACUCUCAUUUUCCAUGAGUCCCACAAAUCGUCAUCAUUCGACCAGCGCUCGAGCCAUGAUGAUGACAGAGAGUCCCCGAAGCAUUUAGGCGGCUCGCAUGAUGCGUCAUCCAUUAUGAAAGUGGCUAUCACGCAAGAGGGAAUGCAUAUGCUUGUCCACCUGAGAGAUGGCUCCGUCCAUGGCAAAAUUACGACAUGUCUGCUUCUUAUCCCUAUCACCAACCUCACCAUUCCCGAAUAUCGAGACUCUUCGGCCACCAUAACCAUUAUUCGCAUACCAAAUGCAGUAUCGGAAAGAGUCAAGGUGCCUUUAGGAGUGCUUCCCGGGUCAAGGUUAAUCUUCCUGGACCACGACCUCUGGGUGUGCACUUUCAAACUUGCAAUGCCCCACGACAAAGAAGCUGUUUACUUCCGGCGCCAUUAUUUUAUUCCUCCAGACUGGAUGAGCAAUAUCAGUACUGGCAUGUGUGCCAUAACAAAAGAUGGGACGUUUCUGUGCCCGAGAGAUGACGUAGUUGUAAUUGUUCGGAGUAGUUUGGAUGUUGACGGUUUUUGAAAUCUUCUGAUUUUCUUCUUCUUCUCUUUAAUUCCAUUCUUUAGUCUUGGCCUUGGCCUUGCUUUAUCUGUUCUUGUUAGGAUGGCCACCAGCUGUAGUCAUUGCGCUGAGAAAUCCAGUAACCUAGUUAUUCCCCAGCGACUCCACGCACACUUGAGUCUAUAGUACGCCAAUAUUUUGUCCAUACCG
Aplosporella prunicola CBS 121167 is the source of this 5264-nucleotide messenger RNA. RefSeq lists its product as uncharacterized. Lineage: Eukaryota; Fungi; Ascomycota; Dothideomycetes; Botryosphaeriales; Aplosporellaceae. The coding region runs from base 180 to 5075 and encodes 1631 amino acids. The record is from RefSeq and is a predicted model, not a curated record. Gene Ontology annotation, molecular function: hydrolase activity, acting on ester bonds; protein binding. The transcript has 2 exons.